GGUCAUUGAGGAUGUGGCUGUGGAGUUUACCCAGGAAGAGUGGGCUUUGAUGGAUCUUGCUCAGAGGAAACUUUACAAAGAUGUGAUGAUGGAAACCUUCAGAAACCUAGCCUCACUUCAAUCAUUGGGUCAGUUUAUCGAAAUCUUAAUGAUGGAAAUAAGUUAUCCAGUGAAUAUCUAAUAGUGGAAUUCAUGAAGAAUGACAUCUGGCCCUCCAUGUUAGAAGGUAUCUGCAAAUUGCAUGGCAUUGAAGAUCAGCAUAAAAAUCAGGGGAGACAUAUGAGAAGGCAUGUGGUAAAGAACCUUUUUGAAAGUAAUGAAGAAGAUCAAGGUGGAAAAACCUUCAGAUGGAUUCCAAACCUUACCGUGUUCAAAAGAACUCCUACAGCUUUAAAUUCUUCUGAAUGCUGUGAGUGUGGAAAAUCCUUCAUCGAUCACUCAUCACUUAAGCAUCAUAUGAAGUCUCACUCUGGUUGCAAUACUUAUCAAUAUAAGAAAUGUAAAGAAGCCUGCAGUUGUCCCUCUGACCUAAGCACUUCUGUAAGAACUCUUAGAGAAGAGAAACCCUAUAAAUGUAAGGUGACAACACUCAAUGGAGAGAAACCCUAUGAAUGUAACAAAUGUAGGGAAGAUUUCUGUAGUUUCUCUUCCUUUCAGACACAUGUGAGAGGUUGUACGCAUAAAUGCAAAGAACAUUGGAAAACCUAUCCCUCAUCAUGCCUUUUACAUAAAAAAUUUCAUAGUAGAGAUAUGCCUUAUGAAUGUAAAUCAUGUGGGAAAGGCUUCAGUCAUUCCUCAUCCCUCACUAUAUGUAUAAGAAAUCACAAUGGACAGAGGCCUUAUGAAUGUAAGGAAUGUGGGAAAGCUUUUGGUAAGUCCUCAGCCCUCACUUCACAUAUAAGAGUUCACACUGGAGAGAAGCCUUAUGGAUGUAAGGAAUGUGGGAGAGCCUUUAGUAGUUCCUCAUCCCUCACUAGACACACAAGAAUUCACAAUGGAGAGAGGCCUUAUGAAUGUAACCAGUGUGGGAAAGCCUUUAGCUGUUCCUCAUCCCUCACUACACACACAAGAACUCACAGUGGAGAGAGGCCUUAUGAAUGUAAGGAAUGUGGAAAAGCCUUUAGCGAUUAUUCAUCCCUCACUCAACAUAUAAGAACUCACAAUGGAGAGAGGCCUUAUGAAUGUAAGGAGUGUGGGAAAGCCUUUAAUUGUUCCUCAGCCCUCACUAAACAUUUAAGAACUCACAGUGGAGUAAGGCCUUAUGAAUGUAAGGAAUGUGGGAAAGCCUUUAGUCAAUCCUCAGCCCUCACUUCACAUAUAAGGGUUCACACUGGAGAGAAGCCUUAUGGAUGUACAGAAUGUGGAGAAGCGUUUAGUCAUUUUUCAGCCCUCACUAUACAUACAAGAGUUCACACUGGAGAGAAGCCUUAUGAAUGUAAGGAAUGUGGGAAAGCAUUUAGUCAUUUGUCAGUCCUCACUACACAUAUAAGAGUUCACACUGGAGAAAAGCCGUAUGAAUGUAAGGAAUGCAGGAAAGCCUUUAGUCGCUCCUCAUCCCUCACUUUUCAUAUGAAAACUCACAGGAAGGCCUUAUGAAUUUAAGGAAUGUGGGAAGGCCCCUGGUGAUUCCUAAGACUCACUAGACAUUUGAAAACUCACAGUGGAGGGAGACCUUGGGAAUAUAUGAAAUGUAGGAAAGGCUUUAGUGAAUUUUCAUCCCUCGCUAGACACGUAAGAACUCACAUUGGAGAGAGAAUUUAUGAGUAUAAGGAAUAUAGGAAAGCCUUCAUUCACAACUCAGUCCUUGGUGACUCGGAGUAAAACUCCCAGUGUGGAGAGAAUGAAUAUAAGGAAUGUGGGAAAGCUGUUACUCAUACCUGUUAUCUCACAGAACACAAAAGAAGGUAUAGUGAAGAGAAAUCUUAUGAAUGAAAGGAACAUGGGAAAGUCUUUUGUUAUUCUUUCUCCUCUGUAGACAUCCAUAAUCACAGUGGAGAGAGUCCUUGUGUAUGUAAGGAAUAUGGGAAACUUCAGAUGUUCCUCGUAAUUUGAAAUACAUCUGAGUAGUUAUACCGGCCGGAAGACCUGGAGGUGUACUGGUUAAGAGCUAUGGCUGCUAACAGAAAAGGUCGGCAGUUUGAAUCCACCAGGUGGUCCUUGGAAACCAUAUUGGCAGUUCUGCUCUGUCCUGUCAGAUCGCUGUGAGUCAGAAUCAACUCGAUGGCAACAGGUUUGGUUUGUUUAGGUUUACUGGAGAGAAACAAUGUAUGUGUAAGUAAUGUUGGAUAGCUUUCAUCCUUCCUCUUUUUCCCAAACCUAAAAGAAGAUACAUGGCAGAAAAAACAUGUAAUUGUAAGAAUGUGGGACAAUUCUUGUUUUUCUGCUCAUGCUUUCAAAGACUUUUGAAUUUAUGCAUAUGGAAAACCCUUCCCUAAUUUUCCCUUUUGAAUAUUUAUGAAGUCACACUGGACAGACAUCAGGUAAAUGUAAGGUUCGUAGGAGCAUUUACACAUCUUUCCAUUCUUUGAGGCUGUUUGGCAUGUUACACUGGAUUGAUUCUGUGAAGGUAGAAGAUGAUGGAAGCCUUCUGUGUUACUCCUUCAGGUAACCUAUGAGACCUUACACACUGGAGAGAUCCUCUAAGUUUUGUGAUAAAGCCUUCGAUCACAUAAUUUGCCUUUUGAUGCACAAUGAAAUUUAUACCAGGGGAAGAAUCUUAUCAAAGUUAGGAAUGUGGAAUUUACCACUGCUUUAUCCCCAUGUGCAUUCAUUUCUACCUUUUAUUUUCUGACGUAAACAUUAAGGUGAAAAAUAUCCACUUUGUUUUUUUUAUCUCCAUGUGCAUUCAUUUCUACUUUUUAUUUUCUGACAUAAACAUUAAGGUGAAAAAUAUCCACUUUAAGUUCUGUGGUAUGAAUUUUGAUAAGUAAUGUUUGCAUUUUUGUUAGAAUCACACUAUUCUUGAUGUUUUGCAUAUUUUUUCUCAGUCUUUCUUGUGUGCACAACAAUGGUUUUAACAGAAUUAGGAUUGCACUGUAUGUUUUAGUUCAAAAUCAUCCCACAGAGGUGCCCCUCUCUCAAAUGGUGGUUCAAGUAGCAGGGUUUGCAUGGAAGGAUGUCUCUUUCUGUGGGCCCACACAGAGCCCCUACCUGACCUAGCUGCAGUGGAAGUUCUGACCUGCACAGAUCCAGACCCUGUGCUCAGUGACAGAGUCCUGGUUUUGAUCAUUCUGAUAGUCCAAGAGUGCAUCAGGCCAGGAGCUAAAGCUGUAGUUUCUGGGCUACAGUAGUAGAUGCUGAUCCACCUGGUGUGAAUACCCUCUACAGGGUUAGAGAAGAUGGGGGCCUGUCUAGGGCUCCCGUAUUAGUAGGGGAAAGACAAGAGGGUGUUGGGCCUAGAAGUUUAUCCAACUCCACUCUGCACCAUACUGAGCUGGAAGCUGAUUCACUUACUCCUCAUCUAAGGUGUCUGUGAAAUGGUGGCUGAAGGUAGCAGAAGCCUUCAGAAUAGAUUUUCUCUUAAUCCAUCAAUUCUACUUGUAGUAUAAUCCUGUGGAAAUACCUGGGCACCAUGAUAGUGCCUAUCUGCAGCAGUGAUAAUGAAUACCCUGAGAGUCAGUGUCCACCAGGAAGGUUGUUGUUAGUUAAAUGUCUGGCCACACAUCAGAAUACUGAACUGCCACUAAAUGAGUGUUUUCAGAGAACUUUGGACCACAGGAGAGGCAAUCACAGCAUUGUGUUGUGUGAAAGCAAGGGUAUUCUAGCAUUAGGAAUCAUCUAGGUUCCUUAGGGAUAAGAAUCAGCAUCAGCACAAAGCUGGUUCCUGUGAGUGGUCAGACUUUGCACCUUCAUCAUUUCUGAUACCAGCUGUUCCACCCGUUGCAUAAUUUACUUCUCUGCUGGGUUCAGUGAUUUGUUGCAGUGACUACACAGAACUUAGAGAUAAUACGCACAGUUGUGUCAUUUUUUAGGGGAGUAACAAGAUAGAAUUCAGGAUAGCUUCCAACCAGGACAGCCCUCUCUGCUCGUUGCUGCCCUACUAGCUGACCCUUCUUGGCUAAGCACACUUACCUGUCCUUGGCCUUUGUGCCUUCAGCCUUUCUGAUGCUGACUGGCCCAAAUCAGAGCCAGUGCAGCAGCCCGCUCAGAGCUCUUAGCUGCUUUCCUAGCAGCAGCUGUCUACCUUCACCACCGGUUUUGCUGUCAGCUCUCUGCUCUGCCUCGGGCCCCCUUUUGGGCCUUGCACCAUCCUCGAUAUUACAGCUCUUCACCUGUAAUACAGCUUUUAGGAGGUUCCCUCCUGUCUUUCUGUCGCUUGUAGGGUUGCUGCUUAUAUAAGCAAACUGCUUGUCAAUUUCAGGGCACAGCUGUCUCUACAAGACUAUGACUGAGCAGUCUCUCUUGGUGGGCUGCAAGUCAUUCAAUCCUAUUUCAAGUCACUAUUUGAAUAGCAGAUUGACCGGUCUCUGUAAGGUCUAUAAAAUAAACCCGAGCACAGGGCAGACUGGCCCAACCGAUUAUUUUUGAGAGAAUUACAAACGCAAGGCCAGAACAGCAAUUUAUAAGAGAAACCCAUUGCACUGCAGCAAGAUAUAAAAUAGUGUGUACAUGAUGAUGGCAACUUGUUAAAUAUUUACAUAUUAAUGUUGUAUAUUUUAUAAAUGCUAACGAACUGUCUUGUACAAGACCGUAUGUCCUAGAACAUUAACAGAGAUUCUCCCCUGAAGGUGAGAUUAUGAUUGAUUUCUUGUCUCAUUGUGCUUCUCCUUAGAUUUCAAUUUUUUUAUACUCAUCGUUUAUUUCUUAUGGAAUUUUCCUGCUUUUUUUUUUGUCGUUGUUUAAAAUCAGCAACUUAACUUUUGGAAUCCGAGUUGACAGAUGCAUGAAGCCUCAUAUUGCUGUUAGCUGCUGUCGAGUCAGUUCUGACUCAUAAUGACCCUGUGUACAACAGAACAAAACACUGCCUGGUCCUGUGCCAUCUUCACAAUUGUUGCCAUGUUUGAGCACAUUGUUACAGCCACUGUGUCAAUCCAUCUUAUCAAAGGUCUUCCUCUUUUUUGCUGACCCUCUACCUUACCAAGCAUGAUGUCCUUAUCGGGGGGCUGGUCCCCCCAUAACGUGUCCAAAGUACAUGAGACAAAGUCUCGCCACCCUCACCUGCAAGGAGCCCUCUGGCUGUAGUUCUUCCAGCACAGACUUGUUUGUUCUUCGUAUAUUCAGUAUUCUUCCCCAACACCAUAAUUCAAAGGCAUCAGUUCUUCUUCAGUCUUCCUUAUUCAUUGUCCAGCUUUCACAUGCACAUGAGGUGAUUGAAAAUAUCAUAAUUUGGGUCAGAUGUGCCUUAGUCUUUUAAGUGACAUCUUUGCUUUUCAACAGUUUAAAGAGGUCUUUGCAACAGAGUUGCCCAAUGCAAUACAUGAAGUCUCAUACAGUUGCAAAAUGAAGGUACAGAAUGCACCACACGUCCCUCCAAAAUUCUCCCCGGUGCUGCUUUUUUGUCAGACCUUCCUAUGGCCAUAAAUCCCUAGCAGCUGUCCCUGUAAAUACCUUGCUCUGUGUAGCUUUUUUGAUUCCGACUCCUUUCGCAUAGCAUGUUGCUAUUGAGAGUCAUCCAUGUUGAUUAAUGAUCAAUAGCUUGUUCGUUUUGAUUGCUGUGUAGAAUCCCAUUGUAGAGCCAUACCAUAGUUUGCGUGUUUGUCAAUUGAAGGACGUUUGUGUUUACAGUUAUGAAUAAAGGUGAUCAUAAACAUUUUUGAACAAGUUUUAUGUGAACUUAGAGUUUUCAUUUUUCUUGCUAUAUCCCUGGAAGUAGGAUUGCUGUCAUGUGGUAGGUGUAUGUUUAACUGCAUAAGAAACUGCUGAUCUGUUUUUAAAGAGGCCAUGCCGUUUUGUAUUCCCAACACCAAUCCCUAAUUCUAGUUACGUUGAGAUCUGGCCAGGCUAAUUUCUGGCGCAGUCUAGUAGUAUGCUUCGGUUUGGCACUGGCAUCAAGGGGUCCUGUUCAGAUAUCUGGCUGUUGUAGUUCCUUAGUGCUGCUGUAACAAAUACCGCAAGUGGGUGGCUUUAACAAACAAAUUUAUUUUCUCACAUUUUAGGAGGCUAGAAGUCACAGUUCAGGGUGUCACUUGUAGGGUAGGCGCUCUGCUCUGGAGGGAGGUCCUUGCCUCUUUUCAGCUUCUGUUUGUGGAUUCCUUGGCAUUCUUCAUGUGGUGUGGCAUCUGUCUUACCCCACCUGUGCUUUCUUGCUUCUGUAUCUAAUCUGCUCCUUUUGUAUCUCUGAGAUGAUUGGCUUAAGACACCCUCUACUGGUAUGACCUAAUUAACAUAACAAAGGAAACCUAUUCCCAAUGAGAUUACAUCCACAGGUGGUGGUGGUGGUAGUUGCCAUCACAUCAGUUCCGACUCGUAGCAACCCAGUGUACGACAGAACAGGUUGAGGGGUUAGGGUUUACAACACAUGUUUUGGGAGAACACAGUUCAGUCCCUAACAGUGAGUCUUCUGACAGGCAUCCUCACACUGACUGAGGAGAGAGCAUAUCCUGUAGCAGUCUAAUUAGACAACAGGCCCACGUGUACGGGACUCUGGGCUAUCCCACCACUGCCACAGCCAGCCUGGUCUAAACCCAGGGCCCAACCAAGUCUUGCUGAAGAAAAGCAGCAUUUCUACUCUGACCCCAGCGGAAGGAACUGGCUGGUUUGCUCCUUGUCAUCACAGUUGCUGAGUCCUCUCCAUUACUCUGUUUCUGGCGUGGAAACCGGAAGGAGGAUGUGGACAUCUGAGUUAGCAGGUCAGCUGGUAGGCAUCCGUCUUACAGCUCACUGCCUCCACUCCUGCAUCGGAAGUAAGUGUGAUGGCUGGAUUGCAUGGUAAACCUAUGUUUAGCUUCCUAAAAAAAUGCCCUAGUUUUUUAAUGUGGCUGACCAUUUCGUAUCCUCACCAGCAGUGAAUGAGAGUUUCUGUUGUGCCACUUCCGUGCCAGCAUUUUGUGUUGUCAGUAUUUUGAAUGUUAGCGCUUCUAAUAAGUUUAUAGUUUAUAGUAGAACCUCAGUUUUGUCUGAAUUUUCAGUUCCCUAAUGACAUCGAUGUUGAGCACCUUUUCAUAGGAUCGUUUGCCUCUUGCAGUGAAGUAUGUCCUCAGAGCUUCUGCCUGUUUUGUAAAUGGGUUGUUUGCUUCCUUAUUGUUGAGUUUGUAGAAUUUUAUGUAUACUUUGGAUAGAAGUCUUGUAUCAAAUGUGUGUUACAGACUUUAUAGUAUGUUUUAAUAUCUAAUACUGCUAUUAUCCUAUUUUGUUUUUUUCUCUCCAGUGAUUUUCUGGCUAUUUCCCCAUGUUUGGGUGUUUUUUGUUUGUUUGUUUUUCUCUUCUUUUUGUAAAUUUGUUGUGAACUUGUCUGUCUCCACAAAAAAAGUUGUUGAUAUUUUUAUUGGGAUCGCAUUAAAUUUGUAAACUAA
This is a messenger RNA of Loxodonta africana (African savanna elephant), 7451 nucleotides long. RefSeq names its product zinc finger protein 699-like. Bases 193 to 1596 code for a protein of 467 amino acids. The record is from RefSeq and is a predicted model, not a curated record. The transcript is spliced from 3 exons. Gene Ontology annotation, molecular function: DNA-binding transcription factor activity, RNA polymerase II-specific; RNA polymerase II cis-regulatory region sequence-specific DNA binding. Gene Ontology annotation, biological process: regulation of transcription by RNA polymerase II. Lineage: Eukaryota; Metazoa; Chordata; Mammalia; Proboscidea; Elephantidae. Gene Ontology annotation, cellular component: nucleus.